Podospora bellae-mahoneyi is the source of this 3175-nucleotide messenger RNA. RefSeq lists its product as uncharacterized. NCBI's taxonomy places the organism in Eukaryota, Fungi, Ascomycota, Sordariomycetes, Sordariales, Podosporaceae. The record is from RefSeq and is a predicted model, not a curated record. The coding region runs from base 1196 to 2929 and encodes 577 amino acids. The transcript is spliced from 2 exons.
CUCGUGGGUAAGGUACCUUGACGCUCGAGGCAGUAAAAAUAAUAAUUACCUUAAUAUCACUCAGUUCUUUGAAUCCAAAAGAUCCACUUUUCCUCAACAGUUUCCCUGAUCCUCACCACCAUAUCCUCGCUUGACCACCUCACACCCCGGUGAUUCAGGGCCGUCGUUCCAAAAUCUUUUUCUUUCCAAGGCGUUGACUGCCACUUUUACCCCUCACGCAGGACCGUUGCGAGCGCGAGUACGGAUUGCGGGGAAGUGUGCCUCGAUAGUGCCUUUCCUCUAGCGUACCGGCCAGUAGAGGAAUGGAUCUACAGCACACCAUCUACUUACCGCAACUUAUUAGCUUUCUUUCUAACGGUCCAACCUAUCCCCUCAAGCCGAGGCUCCUCUAGCGUCAGGCACCAAAAGCUUUUCACAUGCCCGUUGGAGUACGGUUGACGACGGCUUCGCAGUGUUUUCGUCGACUGCUUUCUUGCGCCUUUCCACUCUGCUCUCUCUUCGACUCAUCAACUACUGGAUGCGCGUAAGAGGGAGCGCUAGACAUUCUCAGUACCACCUUUCACCAUCCGCCAGACCGCCAGGUGACCACUGGCGUUCUCGGCCAUUGCCAUCCCCCCCCCACGGCAAGGGCUGGGCGAGUGGGAGGUUUUCAUACCCAACCCCCAGAAUCUCGCGGUACCACCCAAGCCUCCAAUGGCUGUUGGCGCAGGACCCCAGACUUCAUGUCUUGGCCUAACAAUCAUUUGUUUCCUGGACUGUACAUAGAAACCCAGAGCCGCUCAGAGUGAAACCCCAAAACAAGAUCACUGCGCCUCGGAGCGGUACCGCAACGGCAGUCCGCCCGAUGCUGCCCGCGGCCGCUUGCCCAUCCUGUACAUAUCUCCUUGAUGCCAGUCAGUCAGCUGGCUUGGUGGAGACCAUGCCGGCGUAUGUACAUGGGAGCUUUUUCUGGGGAAGCCCUGCCAUGUCACGGUGACCCACGAUGGUGGAGUGCAGCAAGGCGGGUACAAGCUCUUGUCGUUGAGAUUACAGGUGGACACAAACUCCGUGGCUGUUGAACAAGAUGGAAUAGCAAAAGAGCUAUAUAGAUCUCGUCCCUCGCCGCCCUCCUUGGGUAUGAGGACUCGUCAGCCAGGGAAUCUCAUCCAUCUUCCUCUCACCCCUUCCUGUUCCCUCUUCUUGUCCGGCAAACGCCAUGAAGGGCGUCGCCACUCUCGUUGCCGCCGCGGCCCUCGUUGGCCAGGCCCUCGCUGCCCCCCCUGAGCCUCCCACUCAGAUUUUGGAGAAGAGAGCCAGGCCCACUGUCUCGAUUGCUCAGGGCAAUGUUGUCGGUGUCAGCCGCAUCAACACGGAAGCCUUCAAUGGCAUUCCCUUCGCCCAAGCUCCCGUUGGUCCUCUCCGCCUGAAGCCUCCCGUCAGAACGACCGCUUCGUUCGGCACAUACGACGCUGGCGGCAUCGCCGCUGCCUGCCCUCAGUUCUUGGCCGAUACCGACUCGGAAGAUCUGCUCGCCAAAGUCAUUGACACGGUUGCCAACACUGCCCUGUUUCAAAAGGCACUCAAGAUCAGUGAGGACUGCUUGAACAUCAACGUAAUCCGCCCAGCUGGCACCAAAGCCGGCGAUAAGUUGCCAGUCCUGUUUUGGAUCUACGGUGGUGGUUUCGAGCUUGGAUGGAGCUCCAUGUAUGACGGAGGCCCGCUUGUCUCCAAUGCCAUGGCCGCCGGCAAGCCCUACGUGUUUGUUGCUGUCAACUAUCGUGUGGGCGCCUUUGGCUUCAUGCCCGGCAAGGAAGUCCUCCAGGACGGCUCUGCCAACCUUGGCCAUCUUGACCAGCGCAUGGGUCUUGAGUGGGUCGCCGACAACAUUGCUGCGUUUGGCGGUGACCCAGAUAAGGUCACCAUCUGGGGCGAGUCGGCCGGUGCCAUUUCUGUGUGGAACCAGAUGUCUCUCUACGACGGCAACAUCAACUACAAGGGCAAGCCCCUGUUCCGCGGUGCCAUCAUGAACUCGGGCAGCAUUGUCCCUGCUGACCCCGUCGACUGCCCCAAGGGCCAGGAGAUCUACGACACUGUGGUUGCCCGUUCCGGUUGCGGCGGUGCUGCUGACACCCUCAACUGCCUGCGCAACUUGCCCUACGAGACUUUCCUCGAGACCGCCAACUCUGUCCCGGCUAUCCUCUCCUACAGCUCGGUGGCUCUUUCUUACCUGCCUCGCCCUGACGGUGUUGCUCUGACUGACAGCGCCGACCGUCUUGUCAAGGCUGGCAAGUACGCCGCCGUGCCCAUGAUCAUCGGCGACCAAGAAGACGAGGGCACCCUCUUCUCGCUUUUCCAGAAGAAUGUCACCACCACCAGCCGCCUCGAAGACUACCUCAGGGGAUACUUCUUCCACGGCGCCACCGCGCAACAGGUCAAGGGCCUGGUCAGCCAGUACUCGCCCCUGAUCUCAGCCGGCUCACCCUUUGGUUCCGGCCUCUUCAAUGAGAUCUACCCCGGCUUCAAGCGCCUGGCUGCUCUCCUCGGCGACAUCGUCUUCACGCUCACCCGCCGUGUGUUCAUCGAGUACGCCAUCGCCGCCAACCCCAACGUCCCCGUUUGGUCCUACCUGGCCAGCUACAACGAGGGCACCCCCAUCCUGGGCACUUUCCACGGCAGCGACUUGCUGCAGGUCUUUUAUGGCAUCCUGCCCAACUACGCGAGCAAGAGCAUCCAGAACUUUUAUGCCAACUUUGUCUACAACCUCGACCCCAACGACGCGUCGGGCGGCACGAGCGCCAAGAGCAAGGUGAAGGAGAACUGGCCAACGUGGAACACCGAGGACAAGAGGCUCAUUCAGUUCUUCAACAACCGGAACGGGUAUCUGAAGGAUGAUUUCCGUGAGGGGGCCAAGCAGUACAUUGCUGCGAAUAUUGAUGCUCUGCAUAUUUGAGGGAGCUGGCUUUGAAGGAGUUGAUUUUUUUUUUUUUUUUGGGGGCGUUUUUUUUUCCUUUUUUUUUUCCCCCUUGACAUCAUUCAUGGAAACGAAUGUCAUCACUAUCUAUGGGUGGCCGGAUGGAAUUGCGACGGAGGAUUAGGGGAAGAGAAAGGAGGCGGUAAUAUGAUCAGGCCACGCUUUGGGAUAGGAUAAUCUUAGCCGUGAGUCUGCUGCUGGGAUUCAUAUCUCGGCAGGAGCAGA